Molecule: messenger RNA, 1226 nt
Organism: Theobroma cacao (cacao)
Lineage: Eukaryota; Viridiplantae; Streptophyta; Magnoliopsida; Malvales; Malvaceae
Product: putative WRKY transcription factor 65
Biological process (GO): regulation of DNA-templated transcription
Cellular component (GO): nucleus
Molecular function (GO): DNA-binding transcription factor activity; transcription cis-regulatory region binding
Source: RefSeq, a predicted model, not a curated record
CCUAUCUCUCUUCUUCUUCUUCGCUUUGCUCCUCCUCCAGGGUUAAUCAACGGUCACCGUCAAACGCAUCAUCAACUUCUCUGUGAUCAUCAAGCUCUCUGAUCGUCAUGGAUGGUAGUUUCAACAAAGCCAACAACCCUUUUGUUAGCGAACAACAAUUAGAAGAAAACGACAACGUUUCAUCAGAAAACGGCGCCGAAUCUCCUCCUUCUACCACUUUCAACGACAUGAAACUCGCUUCUCCUAAAAAAGGUAGAAGAUCCAUACAGAAAAGAGUGGUGUCAGUGCCAAUCAAGGACGUUGAAGGUUCCCGCCUUAAAGGAGAGAGCGCUCCACCGUCAGAUUCUUGGGCUUGGAGAAAGUACGGCCAGAAGCCCAUCAAAGGCUCUCCUUACCCAAGAGGUUAUUACCGGUGUAGUAGCUCCAAGGGAUGUCCAGCAAGAAAACAAGUUGAGAGGAGCCGUAUGGACCCUUCAAUGUUAGUGAUUACGUACUCCUGCGAACACAAUCACCCUUGGCCCGCUUCUAGGAACAAUACCGCGGCCGCUAAACAAGCUGCGGCGGCGGCAGCGGCAGCGGCUGCAGCAGCAGCAACAGCAACGGAGACAACAACCACAACAGCGGUAAAGGCCGAGCCAUCUACGUCGCAGCCCGACACGGAACCGGAAUUCGGAACCGAAGAGAAGUUCGCUGAUCUGACGGACGACUCCAUCCUUACGACGAGGGAUGAAUUCGCUUGGUUCGGCGAGAUGGAAACGACGUCGUCGACGGUGUUGGAGAGCCCGAUAUUUACGGAGAGGGAUAAUAGUGUAGCUGACGUGGCGAUGAUUUUCCCGAUGAGGGAAGAGGACGAGUCGUUAUUCGCCGAUUUGGGCGAGUUGCCCGAGUGCUCGUUUGUGUUUAGGCACCAACGGAAUGUGGGACCACAGGUGGGGAUCUGCUGACACGUGGCUAAUGAGCAAUUUACAAGUAUGUGGAGGAGUCGUUGGUUUCAACGGCGUGCGUUCGUGUGCCACAAGAUACGAAAAAAGAAAAACGGAGACAAACAAGAGGAAAAAGAAGGAAAGGGAAAACGAAAUUUUUAUUUUUUUUUAUAACCUCUUACAUUAUCCCUUCAAGCACAUUUUGAAUUUUCUCUGAUAUUUUUUCUUCUUUUACAGUUUAAUUUGCCUUGAUUUCGGUGUAGUAAAUGAAUAAAAAAUUCCGAAUUCUUCAUUCUGUCGUUA